CGGCAAAAAGAAAAGAAGCUCUUCAACAACAAUACUUGUUUUUUGCCGUUGCAGAUUGAAAAUGGCACAGAAAAUUGCACUUUUCUUGGCCUGUGUGCUUUUAGUCGCAACGGUUGCAACUGCAUGGGCAGAAAAGAACGAAAAACAUAUCCAUGUGGUGACGAAGGCUUCUGUAUCACCGGCGGCGUCAGCACCAACUGAGGGAGCUAAAAUUAGUGGGAAAAAGUGCGUAGAAUUGUGCGAGGACCACUGCAAAUCAUGGCGCAAGAAGAGAGGGUGUGUGUUCAGCUGCACCACAUGCUGCAACAAGCUGAAUUGCGUACCAGUUGGAGGCAGGACAUGCAGCAACUGGACCAGCGUGACCAAGAAGGGUGAACAGAUCAACUGCCCCAAGUCCCCCAAGUAAAUUGGAGUUGGAGAUUUAAAAUGCCUUCACUAUCCCAUUGCUCUAUAUAGCAUUAAAUGUAAUCUUGGGCAUUUCUAUUAGUUCCAAUCAUAUAUUGGUGGAAUAAACCCCAAGUUGGGAACAUAAUAAAUUUUAUUUUUACUUAA
Cornus florida is the source of this 552-nucleotide messenger RNA. Its product is annotated as gibberellin-regulated protein 2-like. The record is from RefSeq and is a predicted model, not a curated record. Bases 62 to 406 code for a protein of 114 amino acids. NCBI's taxonomy places the organism in Eukaryota, Viridiplantae, Streptophyta, Magnoliopsida, Cornales, Cornaceae. The transcript is spliced from 4 exons.